CGCGAAUUGUAACUAAAAAUGGCCGACCAGCUGCUACAGGAAAAUAUUGGACACUUGUGAACAAGGAAGAGUACUCCUGACCGUUUCUUGGAUAAUAGCUGAUGAGGGAAUAACAAGUCUGUGCAGUUCUGUACUGCGGCCUGCGUGGCGUGAGGGUUUGUCGGAGGGCGGCUGUGUGCGGACGUCCUGGAGUAGUGUCUGUUUGUGGCAGGCCGCCGCUGGGGGGAGCCGGGGGUAGACGCCACCACCACUACAAGCACCACUACCUACACAACCACCUUCACCGUCCACACUCGUCCUUCACUCCUCUGGCGUCGCGGACGGCGUGUCCUCACGGCGCGAGGCCAGUGGGCGGAGCCAGGACGGCCGGGGGGCGGGGCUCAGGGGGCGGGGCCAGGCCAGCAUGAUGAAAAAGCUGAAGCGCCGUCUGUCGUUGACCCUGAACAAGCGGGGCCGCAACUACGACGACAGCCUCUCGGAGCUGGCGGAGCAGAUCACCAUCGAUGACGUGGCGGCACUCAGCGAGCAGCAGCAGCAACAACAACAGCAACAACAACAACAGCAGCAGCAACAGCAACAGCUACAAGGACAACAGCGGCAAGAUCAACAACAUCAACAGCAACAGCAGCAGCAGCAACAACAGCAAGAAGAUGGCGGCGGGAAGCUGUCGGAGCCAGUAGCAGAUGACGGAAGCCAGGAGGUGUUCAGGAGGUCCCCGGCCCGCCAGGCUCAGUCGUCCCACCCGCACUCGGCACAGCAGCAAAGGCACCCGCUGGACUGGCACCUCACUCAGCGGGCACGCGCAGACCAGGGCAGCUCGGGCUCUCUCCACCAGCACGUCUUGUCAUCGCGCACACGACAGAACGGUGAGUGAUUGAUGCUGUGUACUCACAAAUGUACUGUAUACGUACACAACCAAACAGACAUUCACGCACGCAUACACACUCAUACGGGUAUAAAUGAUGUUCACAACUAAACAGACAUUCACACAUACAGAUAUACAUGAUGUUCUCAACUAAACAGACAUUCACACACACAGAUAUACAUGAUGU
Molecule: messenger RNA, 1052 nt
Organism: Aplysia californica (California sea hare)
Lineage: Eukaryota; Metazoa; Mollusca; Gastropoda; Aplysiida; Aplysiidae
Product: ataxin-8
Exons: 2
Coding region: 404-874 (156 amino acids)
Source: RefSeq, a predicted model, not a curated record